CUCAAGAUCUGGGAGGUUCCAUUGAGGAGAAGCUGGGACGAAAAGCAAAAUGGUCCGGGUCAAGAAACCACGGAGAGACUUUUCGCUUGUUAUUUCUUGCUGACCGCCCUGGGACUCCCAGCCCCAUGAAACUUGCCCUGAGCUCCCUUCUGCACUUUAGCCCCGAGCGAUGGGACGCCUUCCCUGCAGCACUCAUCACUUAUUCGUGAGGACAAGAUCCCGGGAAGAAAGAAGCAACAGCAGCAGCAGCGAGGAGACGGGCAGGGAAGCAACCUGGCCGGAACAAUGCAGCCAGUGCCCGAGCAGGAUGGCACAUUCCCUUGGAUAUAACUGAAAAAGGCAGCCCCGCUUCCCGAGGAGAUUAAGCCGUUGGGUUUCUGCCUCCCACCCACCCCUGUCUCCCCACAUGGCCAAUAUAUUCUCGUGGCGUUCUGCAUGGUCCAGAAGCCCGGUGCGAGCGCUGGGAUCCCAGUGAAAACAAGGGAGAUUUCUUGGCAGGAAUCUGGUCAUCCCGCAACGGACGGCGAGGCUGGGACACGCAGAGCAGCGCCGGAGUUUAAAUGCCAAUUUCUCUCUCCAAGGUGCUGAAACGUAGGGGGGGUUCCUGUCCAGGGUCCUGAAUUCCUCACCAGUCUAAGCUCAGCUCUUUCCUCUGGCCCACACCGCCUCUAACUACAAGGAUUGCAUUUAAAACGAGACGAAAAAAAAGAGGAAAAUUCCACCAUUUUAUUCGAGCUGGGGGUUUUUUAGUGCCAAUUUUUUUUUCUCACUCGCGGACUACAAAUUCAUCUGAUCUGAAAAAAUGUGUAACCUCAAUGCACUUGGAGUCUACCUUUGGGAGACCAUAGUAUUCUUCAGCCUCGCCGCUUCCAAAGAAACUGGAGCAGCAGCCCGAUCCGCUCCUAAACUCAUGUCCCCUUCAGAUUUCCUGGAUAAACUGAUGGGAAGGACGUCAGGAUACGAUGCCAGAAUCAGGCCCAAUUUUAAAGGUCCUCCAGUGAAUGUCACCUGCAACAUUUUCAUCAACAGCUUUGGGUCUAUUGCAGAAACUACUAUGGAUUACAGAGUGAAUAUUUUCUUGCGGCAGAAGUGGAAUGAUCCCCGGCUGGCUUAUAAUGAAUAUCCAGAUGAUGCCCUGGAUUUGGACCCAUCCAUGUUGGAUUCCAUCUGGAAACCAGAUUUGUUUUUUGCUAAUGAGAAAGGGGCCCACUUUCAUGAGAUCACCACAGACAACAAACUCCUACGUAUCUCCAAAAGUGGCAAUGUUCUAUACAGCAUCAGGAUCACCCUGACACUGGCUUGCCCCAUGGAUUUGAAGAAUUUUCCCAUGGAUGUCCAGACAUGUAUCAUGCAGUUGGAGAGCUUUGGCUACACAAUGAAUGAUCUGAUAUUUGAUUGGCAAGAGAACGGAGCCGUGCAGGUUGCUGAUGGAUUAACUUUGCCUCAGUUCCUCUUAAAGGAGGAAAAAGACUUGCGCUACUGCACUAAGCAUUACAAUACAGGCAAGUUCACCUGCAUAGAAGCCCGUUUCCAUUUGGAACGACAGAUGGGCUACUACCUGAUCCAGAUGUACAUCCCCAGCCUGCUGAUUGUAAUUCUCUCCUGGAUCUCCUUCUGGAUCAACAUGGAUGCUGCACCUGCCCGUGUUGGUCUGGGUAUCACUACUGUGCUCACUAUGACCACACAAAGCUCCGGUUCCCGAGCAUCCUUGCCCAAGGUAUCCUAUGUAAAGGCCAUUGAUAUCUGGAUGGCUGUGUGCCUGCUGUUUGUGUUCUCAGCUCUUCUGGAAUAUGCUGCGGUCAACUUUGUGUCCCGGCAGCACAAAGAGCUGCUCAGGUUCAGGAGAAGGAGGCGGCACCAUAAGAGCCCUAUGUUCAAUAUAUUUCAGGAGGAUGACACUGGAGAAGGCAGGUUCAACUUCUCCGCCUACGGGAUGGGGCCUGCCUGUCUACAAGCCAAAGAUGGCAUCUCAGUGAAAGGAGCAAACAACAACAACACGGCAAACCCAGCUCCGCCUCCAUCAAAGUCUGCCGACGAAAUGCGCAAGCUUUUUGUCCAGCGAGCCAAGAAGAUAGAUAAGGUCUCUCGUAUCGCCUUCCCCAUGGCUUUCCUCAUCUUCAACAUUUUCUACUGGAUUAUCUACAAGAUUGUCCGAAGGGAAGAUGUACACAAGCCGUGAGGGGGUCUGUAUGCGGAAGCUGAGGAAGGAUGGAUGGUUGGGAAGGCAAGCAAAACGGUUCCUCUAAUACACACCAUGUGCAAUAGCAAUGCAGUGAUGCAUGAAUUUAAGAAUGUGGCAAUAUCUAUUUUAAAAAGUGGGGCGACUUUUAAAAAAAUAUGAACUGAAGAAUACUAUAGGGGUGGGUGGGCUAUGGGAUGAAAGCUUUCAAAACUUGAGAUGGGGGAAAUUAUGAGAGGGGCAAAUUGUUUUACAGCAUAAGGAAGUUUAGGAUUGCUUCAGCAGCAGUCCAGGCAGUGUAAUAUAUUAAAUAUAUAUUCAUGCUUAAUUAUAAUGCAAAAA
Messenger RNA from Sphaerodactylus townsendi, 2521 nucleotides. It is a transcript of the gene GLRA1, whose product is annotated as glycine receptor alpha 1. Gene Ontology annotation, cellular component: plasma membrane; synapse; neuron projection. Bases 803 to 2179 code for a protein of 458 amino acids. Gene Ontology annotation, molecular function: transmitter-gated monoatomic ion channel activity; glycine binding; transmembrane signaling receptor activity. NCBI's taxonomy places the organism in Eukaryota, Metazoa, Chordata, Lepidosauria, Squamata, Sphaerodactylidae. The record is from RefSeq and is a predicted model, not a curated record. Gene Ontology annotation, biological process: regulation of membrane potential; chloride transmembrane transport; chemical synaptic transmission. The transcript is spliced from 9 exons.